CAGCCGCUAGAGUCGCAUCCUGCCCAUAGCAUUUACACAGCAGCUGGCUCCACUCUUCAAGUCCUCAGUUGAGUGAGCGCACUACUGAUUCCACCCAGCGAACUGCACUGAACUCAACUGGAUCAUGCACGAGAUCUAAGGGGGAAAAAACGAUUCUGUCUUCUGGACUACCUUUGUUGUGUGUCUGAGCUGAGCUGAAUCUGAUGGUUUUAUUUCGGGACUUGUUUUGUGAACGCAUUUCCCGUGAGAAUGCCACGAGAGUGAACCUGCGAAGAACUCUUUCUCUCCGUCACGCAAGUGUUGUUGGUUUAUUUACCAGACGUUAACAAGGUUACCCUACACGGCCGUGAAAAGCAUCCUCCUUCUUCAUCUUCCACCCAACUCCCACCAUGGCGAUCUGAUAAUGGACAACACACUUUACAGCACCUGCCGCAGCCUGCUGCUGUGUGCUUUGAGUUGAGUCCAGGUGUCCAGAGAUCCUCCUGUCUGAGAGAGAGAGAGAGAGAUAGAGGGAGGAUGACGGAGGGAGUGGAGGCGGAGGACUCUUCCGCUGGCCUGGUUGUCCCUCCCGGAUCAGUGUCCCCCACCCACUCCUGCACCGAUCCCGGACGAGCCCCCGAGGAGGCGCCGGAGGAGUCUGCGGCAGGUGGAGAGGGAGGGGAGGAGGGUGCCGAGGGAGGCAGUGACGAUGGCGAUGGAGGGCGAGCCGGGCCCCUGGGAUUCUUGGGCUUGGCAGGGACUUGCUGUGUGUGCAUAGAGAUGGAACAGGUGCGCAGUUGCCUGCGCUCUGAGAAGAUCUGCAUCCUCCCCAUCCUGGCCUGCCUGCUCAGCCUGGCCUUCUGCACAGCCGGCCUCAAGUGGGUCUUUGUGGACAAAAUCUUUGAGUAUGAGCCGCCCACCCACCGGGACCCUGAUCGCAUGGAACAAAACCCCUUCAUCGUCAUUGCUGACCCCACAUGGGAUCUGCCAGUGUCAUUUCCCCACCCCUCCCCUGUCCCAAUGCCGACGACCACCAGCACAGGACAACCUGAGGUCAUAGUAGAGGGGAAACCCACCGGAGGACCCUUUGUACCCCAGUCCCCCAGAGUGACUCAGUACACCCCUACCUCUGCAUUGACGUACCGCACAGACCCGCCCAUACAACCUGGACCCCCUAUCACCCCAAAACCAGUGAACAAGGGAACACCAACCCCCUACCCACAAACUACUGUGGAAUCGAAUGACAUUUUUGUCCCUACAUUCUCUGCCACCAGCACCACUGCUGUGGUGAAGACCUCCAGCCACAUGACGCGCUGCAGUGACAGCCAGAAGAACUACUGCGUAAACGGAGGGGAGUGCUUCACCCUGGACAUCACCCCUGGCAGGUCCAAGUUCCUCUGCAGGUGCUUAACGGGAUACACAGGGAAGCGAUGUCAAACCACUGUGCCUGUGAGAGUCAUAAACCCAAAACAAGCUGAGGAGCUGUAUCAGAAACGUGUAUUAACAAUAACAGGAAUCUGCAUUGCACUCCUAGUGGUUGGAAUCAUGUGUGUGGUUGCCUACUGCAAAACAAAAAAGCAGAGGAAAAAGCUCCAUGAUCGUCUGAGGCAGAGCCUACGAAAUGAGAGAAACAGCAUGGCUAGUAUGGCUAAUGGACGUACGACUUAUAACCCUUCCCUUGAAAACGUCCAGCUUGUCAAUCAAUUUAUGUCUAAAAAUGCAUUGCCCACACAGCAUCUACUCGUGAAGGAAACGGAAACGUCCUUCUCCACGAGCCAGUACACAUCAUCAGCGCAUCAAUCCACCACGGUCACCCACACCUCCAGUCAAAGCUGGAGCAACGACCGCAGCGAGAGUGCCUUCUCUCACAGCCGCUCUGUCUUGGUGAUGUCAUCGGCGGAGAACAGCCGGCACGCCACACCCAGCCACCGGGGUCGUCUGAACGCCACGGCCGGCGCCAGAGACCUGAGUGCCUACCUAAAGGACACUCGAGACACGCCAGACUCCUACAGGGACUCACUGUACAGCGAGAGGUAUGUAUCAGCAAUGACCACCCCAACCUGCCUGUCUCCUGUGGAGUUGCUCUCUCCCGUGACCCCGGGCUCCCCUCCUUCGGAGAUGUCAGCCCCCAUGUCCAGCAUGGCAGUCAGCCCCUCUGGCGAAGAGGAGCACCCCCUGCUAUUCACCACCCCGCAGUGGCCCCGUGACAAGCCGCCGCUCCCCAACCACCACCACCACAGCAAGUCCAAGAGGAACUCUGCCCACUACAACCAUGGCCACAAGGCCCACAGCCCCCCGCACAGCCCGCUGAGGAUUGUCGAGGACGAUGACUACGAGACCACGCAGGAGUAUGAGGCGGUCGCCGCCACGGUCGCGGUACCACCCGUUCCCCCGCAAAGCCUCACUAAAAAGCUCACUAACAGCUACAAUGGCCGCCGGGCCAAAAGAACAAAGCCCAACGGCCACGCGGUGGGCAACAAAACGGAGUCCAACGACCGAGGGAGCAGCUCGGAGAGCGAGACGGAGGAGGACAAUCGCGUGGGAGAGGACACGCCCUUCCUAAGCUUACAGGACCCCAUGGCUGCAGGUGUGGAGCCGCUCACAGACAGUAGCAGGACUUACCCAGCACUCCGACUCUCCCCACAGGAUGACCUGCAAGGCAGGUUAUCCAGCGUUAUCACCAACCAAGAUCCAAUUGCUGUAUAAGGUGAAAAAUGAAAAAUAUUGCUUCGAAAAAUACGUCAGAUUCAAAAAGAAAUAAUUCAGAAUCACUACUAAACCUUUAUUUUCUAUGAAUUAAAUAUUUCCACACAAAAAAGAGAAGAUAAAAAUUUUUUAUUUUAGUGAAGAAGUGAAAAGUAUUUUAUAAAUAAAUAGAAAUGUGUACAAACAUGUGCCAUACACUAGUAUGUACCAAUGGUUCACAGUAUUUCAAUGGAGAAAAAUAUCAAUGGUGCCUUUAAUUUCCGUUUGGUGUGCUUAAGGGAACUGCAUCACGACUCUGGGCCAUGUACAGUGCCUUGCAAAAGUAUU
Molecule: messenger RNA, 3012 nt
Organism: Coregonus clupeaformis (lake whitefish)
Lineage: Eukaryota; Metazoa; Chordata; Actinopteri; Salmoniformes; Salmonidae
Product: pro-neuregulin-1, membrane-bound isoform-like
Exons: 8
Coding region: 517-2685 (722 amino acids)
Biological process (GO): cell differentiation; animal organ development; nervous system development
Molecular function (GO): protein tyrosine kinase activator activity; chemorepellent activity
Source: RefSeq, a predicted model, not a curated record